UCUUAAAUCUUAACCUCAAGUAUAAUUAAUUAUAAUUCCGAAGACAACAAAGAAGUGGUGACGUUUGUUUUCUUACAGUUGUUGUAAAAUAAUUUAUUUGCAAUCAUGGAUGGUGAUUUUCCUGAUCCUGACGAAGAGUUUGAUUUGUUGCACGAAGAUGAGUACGAAGUUCUACGUGAACUAGAAACCGCAGAGGUGCAAAAAACUGUAGCAACUAGUAUUUCUCAGCACCAACAAGAGCAGCCAGAGAAUGAUCAGAUUCAUGUUAAUAGUGAUAAAGAAACUGAAAAAGUUGAUUUGGUUCAAGAACAAGACAAAGAUUGGUUUUCAAUAAAUGAAGAAGAUAUCAUCAGUCAGUCUGUGGUUACGAGUAAACGAUCGAUUGAUAAAAUUACGCAAGAUCUUAAUAUACCACGAGAUGCAUUUGAGUCAUUAAAUUUUACAGAUAUUGAUCAGUUUACAUCUCCUAAAAAGAAAAGACCUUGUUGGGAUCAGCCAGAAGAAAUUAUAAAGACUAUUCUAGAGAGGAGAAAAAAUAUUCACUAUGAAGAACAAAGUACUGGAAAGAAAGCUAUUCAAAAUAAAUUUUCUAACAAUAUUACAAAGAGAAUUCCAAUGUAUAAUUUUGUUGCUGUUACUCAUAUUGAUGAUGGAGAAAGAUUCUACAUUAAAGUUUCUAAUAAGAAUAAUUUUGAACCUAUAAAUCACCGUCCAACUUCAAAUUCUCUAAUAAAAUCUUUUGAUCAGCUGAAGGAAGAAGCCGAAAAUAUUUUGCAACAAAAAGCUGAAAAAGCUAAUCUUGCAGCCAUGGAAAACUCUGAAAUAACAGAAAGCACCAGCUGUGAAUUGUGGGUUGAUAAAUACCGACCUCAUCGAUACUUGGAUUUGUUGUCAGAUGAAAGUAUAAACUACUCUUUUCUUUCCUGGUUGAAACUUUGGGACAAAAUCGUUUUUGACAGAGAUCCCACUGUACGUCCAAAAAGGCCUGAAGCUAAUCCCAAAUUCAAAAGCAAAUUAAAAAAAAAACAAGAAGAUGUUCCAGACCAUGAUAGUGACGGUUUUUCCACUCGAAGAAUAGCAUUGAUUUCUGGCCCUCCUGGUUUAGGUAAAACAACUUUAGCUCACGUUGCAACUAGGCAUGCUGGAUACAAUGUCGUUGAAAUAAAUGCAAGUGAUGAGAGGGGACCUGAGGCUUUUAGAGAAGCACUGUUAUCAUCAACACAAAUGAGAGCUGUAAUAGACAAAGAGAAAAGACCCAACUGCCUUGUAUUGGACGAAGUUGAUGGUGCUCCUGCAGCUUCUAUAGAGCUCCUUAUGAAAUUUAUUCAUGGAAAAUUAGCUCCAAAAGGUAGAAGUAUGAAGGAGAAAGUUGACAAAAAAAGUAAAGGUUGUCGGCGGCCAAUCGUCUGCAUAUGCAAUGAUCUCUAUGCUCCAUCUUUGAGGCCACUGAGAUCAAUAGCUCUUGUGAUAAGUGUACCAGAAAUCACCCCUACGGCUCUAGCCGAGCGCUUAGCUAAAAUUAUGAGCGAAGAGGGCUUGAGGGUAGACAUGAGAAUUCUGAUCCACUUGGCCGAGAGAUCAGCUUGCGACGUAAGAGCUUGCCUUGGUUUACUGCAGUACACCGGUGGUGGCGCCAAGAUGUUGCAAAACAUCGCUUUUGGCCUGAAGGACAUGAAAAAAGGUCUGUUUGAUUCUUGGAAAGAGAUGCUGCAUGUGCCCAUGGGCAAGCUUACGACCUCUAAGGAGAGAGUACAAAAGAUCAUGAAGCUCACACAUCAAGUCGAAACAGAGCGCCUGGCGCAAGGUGUCUUCCACAAUUACCCGACAACUUGCAAAGAGCAAAUCAUUCCUGUCUACAAGUCACUGCAGUGGUUCGAGUUUUAUGACGAAGUGAACACCCUGGUCAUGCAGCACCAGACCUGGAUGCUCAUGCCCUACGCGAACUCUGCAGUCGUCGCUUGGCACCUGUACCUCGCUGCCAGUCAAGUUCCCAAAAUCACUUAUCCAACAAUCCAGUUCGAGGUCAAUCAAAAAAUAGAGCGGAACAAGGCAAUCCUCAUGGUAACGAAAAAGUCCAGCAAAAUCGACGUCCUCACCCUCGUCUCCGACGUCCUGCCUUACCUGCCUGACAUCCUGACUCCCCGCUUGCGUCCAGUUAACCUCCUCCUGUACAGCCCAAAGGAAAAACUAGAGCUCGAGAAGCUGAUCAACGUGAUGCUGGACUUUGGACUGGCGUUCACUCAGAUCAAGAAGCCCAUGGGCGGCUACGAGUACGUCCUCGACCCCAAUCUGUGGGACCUGGGCACAUUUCCCGAGUGCAAGGUGCGCAAAACCAUACCCUACACGGUCAAGCAGAUCAUCAUUCAGGAGCUGGAGACCACAAGAAUACAGAGAGCAGCCAUAGCGACGGGCGACCCAACGGCCAGUGGCGCAGGUGGAGGCAAAGCGACGGGACAGGCCAAGGCGUCGUCGAGCGCCGCGAAAUCGUCCGCCGAUCAGCCCAAGGGCCAAGAGGACGUUCCGAAUCACUUGAAACAGCUUUCGGUGCAGCCGAUCAGUGAAAAGAAAAACCGCAACUUUUUCGCAACCUUCAAGUUAAUCGGGCAAGAAAAGCAUAAGAAGCAGCUUGAAGAAGAAAAGGCACUGGGCAUCGUAAACACAAAAGAGCUCGAAAAAAUUGAAAACGCAAAAGCCGAGAAAAAACAAAAGAAAUUGUUCAGGAACAACGUGUGGUUUGAGUACAAAGAAGGAUACAGCAAUGCAGUAAGGCGUACUAUUCUGAUGAAGGAUCUUUUGUAAUUAUUAUUAUUACAAUUUUUUUUUUAUUGUUCAUCACGUAUUGUAAAUAUUGUGAACGACUAAAGCUGUUCAUACG
Copidosoma floridanum is the source of this 2875-nucleotide messenger RNA. It is a transcript of the gene cutlet, whose product is annotated as chromosome transmission fidelity protein 18 homolog. Lineage: Eukaryota; Metazoa; Arthropoda; Insecta; Hymenoptera; Encyrtidae. The record is from RefSeq and is a predicted model, not a curated record. Gene Ontology annotation, molecular function: ATP hydrolysis activity; ATP binding.